This is a messenger RNA of Mycena indigotica, 1242 nucleotides long. RefSeq lists its product as uncharacterized. The record is from RefSeq and is a predicted model, not a curated record. Lineage: Eukaryota; Fungi; Basidiomycota; Agaricomycetes; Agaricales; Mycenaceae. The transcript has 6 exons. The coding region runs from base 1 to 1242 and encodes 413 amino acids.
AUGUCUUCCUCCCGGCCAACAACCAGUCAUUUGGGAACUGUGCAUUGGAGAAAGGUGCUGCGAGCGUCAGUUGCGCGCCACCAUCGACUCUCUCGACCAAACAGAACAAUCAUGCUGAAAGAAUAUACCUACCCUCGUUCAUCAUCGCUCUUUUACUUCUAUCGAGCAUUGGGCUUACUCCGUGAUCUGCCGACUCCCUCUCAUUUCGCUGUCAAUACAAUACCCACUGUACUAUUUGAAUCUCCACCAUCAAGACUUCGAACAGGUUCUAUCGACGAGUUUAAGCUAGGAAGCAGCAACAUCGGCAACACUGGGGACAGGAGCAAAUGCAGGCGGCCUGCUAUUCAAGGCUCGCCUAUCUCGAUCCAGGCGACGACCUGGGCGACCCCUCAGCAGGUCGUCACGAGGCUUGACACAUCUGUGUCUAGAGUGGGGACUUCUCCCAACUUUAAAGACCUUGAACUUGAGCCCAUACCAUCGGCGGCGCAUCGAGUACAAAACUACCGUGCGUCUCUAAUACAAAUUCAAGACGAAUAUAUGUCAUUUAAGGAGCAGUUGGCAGCCCAGAGGGCCGCCCUAAUGAAAGACGCCGCAGAUCUGCGCAAAACUCUCCAAGAUCAGCACCAGCAAGUAGCGCAAGAACGCUCAAAACGCCUCAAAACAUCCGCGGCGCAUGCCAUGAUAGUAAAGAGACGAAUUGAGGUCUUGCAGCGCCGACUGGCGAAACGGAGAGUGAUAGAAGAGCUCGAAGCGUGCGACAUUACUCUGCAACACCUCAAUAGCCUCAUUGUCGAGGGUGCCGAGAAUGAUAUGACCCGGACUGAAAGGAGAAAUUCUAGAGGAUAUCGGGACACGACGCUUGUCCGAAUGCUGCGCUUCCGCCCGGCCGGUCAACAUCGUGACUCCGAGUCGCCCGACGUUCGGAUCGCAUAUAGCCAAGCUCGUCAGCGACUGACAGACGACCAAUGGGCCUUUGCGGAUGCCUUGCUAAAGAAGAAAAAUGCACUGAGCGAAGUCCGAGAUGUCAUUCAGCGACCCCGACUCGGCCUAGCUGCCUAUAAGGCCGGUAUGACAUCCAUGUUUCCCCAGUUUUCGCAACAAUACGAAGCGAUCAUCGCUGAAAAGGGUCCUCGUAAAAGAAACCGUUGUCUUCUUGCAGAGGAGUAUUCACCGGAUUCUGUGGCGAGUUUGGAGGAGGACAUGGGGCUAAUGAAUGGGCUUUUAAAAACAUUGUGCGCAUAG